AUGGCAGCAGUGGAACGUCUCACAAAACAAAACCAUGAUCUGGAGGAACAGCUACGCCAAAGGGAUGCAGGACACAACGUUCAAGAGAAAAACCAAGAAGGUACCAGUGCCGAACGAAUGGACCAAGAGAGGCCAGAGGGUAGUAAUGCCCCAAGCAGACCAAAACGGCAAAACAUGAGCCUUCCAUCUCUCAUGGAUACGGCCCCCUCACCUAUUGUCGCAGAGAUGCAAGCGAUGAAGGAACAGAUGGAGGUCAUGAUGAAUGCCCUCAAGGGACGAGUGUCCAAUGAUCUCGAUGACCUAGUAAACAGAACCAACUCACCGUUCACUACCUCUGUCAACUUCUUCCCCCUACCACAGAAAUUUCGCAUGCCCCAGAUUGAAAGCUACGACGGGGUCAAGGACCCCCUCGAUCACCUAGAGACUUUCAAGACCCUAAUGCACCUUCAAGGAGUACCAGACGAAAUCAUAUGUAGGGCCUUUCCUACGACAUUGAAGGGUCCUGCAAGAAUUUGGUUCAGUAGACUGACGCCGAAUUCCAUCAACACUUUCAAGGAGUUGAGCGCCCAGUUCACCUCGCACUUUAUUGGUGGACAUAGGUACAAGAGGCCUACUGCGUGCUUGAUGAGCACAAAGCAGCAAGAAGACGAGACGCUGAGAUCCUACAUAACUCGCUUCAACAAGGAGGCCCUUUCAAUAGACGAAGAGGAUGAUAAGAUACUCGUAGCAGCAUUCACUAAUGGGUUACGGAAGGGUAAGUUCUUGUUUUCUUUAUACAAGAACGACCCAAAAACCAUGUCGGAUGUACUCUAUAGAGCCACCAAAUACAUAAACGCGGAAGACGCAUUGUUGGCCCGCGAGGAGAAGCCUAGAAAGAGGGAAAGACAGGAGGACACACGACAGGAUAGGGGGCGAAAGAUGGCUAGAACCGGAGAUCGACGAGAUGAAAGGCGCUCUAGACCCCCCACUGGGAAGUUCACGAGCUUCACCCCAUUAACCGCCCCGAUAGAUCAAGUCUUAAUGCAGAUCAAAGAUGAAGGAGCCCUGAUGUUCCCUGGUAAGCUCAAGGGAGAUCCCAACAAGAGGCCAAGGGACAAGUAUUGCCGCUUCCACCGUGACCACGAGCACGACACAGCCUACUGCUACAAUUUGAAACAGCAGAUUAAGGCUCUUAUCAGACAAGGGAAGCUACAGAGAUUCGUUAACAAGGAAAGAACUGAUCCACCCUAG
Molecule: messenger RNA, 1230 nt
Organism: Quercus lobata
Lineage: Eukaryota; Viridiplantae; Streptophyta; Magnoliopsida; Fagales; Fagaceae
Exons: 1
Coding region: 1-1230 (409 amino acids)
Source: RefSeq, a predicted model, not a curated record